Molecule: messenger RNA, 3620 nt
Organism: Thelazia callipaeda (thelaziosis nematode)
Lineage: Eukaryota; Metazoa; Nematoda; Chromadorea; Rhabditida; Thelaziidae
Source: the annotation of a GenBank genome assembly
AUGAGUGAAGCAGAGUAUACUGCUACAACUUUACCUUGGUCAUCAUCUCGAUCCACAUCUGACCCUCAAUCCACCUCCCAAAUGCUCAAUCAUCAACCUUUCAAACUUUCCUCAAAUGCACCAAACUUGACAAAUGGUGGAGUUCGAAAUUUUCCGGCCUCAAAUCGAUCUUUCAACCAUCCAUACUCUGCAAAAAUUGUAUUUUUUUACAAGGAAGGCGAUAUCUACUUCACCGGUAUCCGCGUGCCAGUAUCAAAAGCUCGAUAUCGGACGAUCGAAUCACUGUUAGAUGAUUUAAAUAGUAAUAUUUCAAUGCCGUUUGGCGUACGUCGUUUAACUACUCCACGUGGAAAAACUGUCAUUAAAAAUAUAGACCAGCUACAACAUUAUGGGCGAUACGUCGCAUCAUCCUUUAAGACUUCACGACCAUUAAAUUUGUCAAUGGUGGAGAAAUUUAAAAAAAUUCGUCAAAUCAAUCGUACGAAUGGAUUGCAACUUAAUCGUAGAGCCUGGUUUAAUCAAAAACAGAAAAAAAACGGCGGUUCCAAAUUAUCGCCGAAACUGUCCGACGUGCCAAUAACUGCAAAACAGAUAUUAUUUGUACUAAAUGGACAACCUUCGCGAAUUUACUGGGUUGCUCUUGAUUCAUUGCGCUCGCGCACAAUUGAAUCAGUGUUGGAAGAAGUUUCAGAAGGAUUACAGACGACGAUUUUCAAGCUGCAUACUUUUUCUGGUAAAAGAAUAAUAAGUAUAAAUGAUAUUUUUUCUCUGAAUGAAGCUCGUUUGCUCGCUGUACCGCGAAAUGAACGACCAAAAAUUUGUGGAAGCAAUAUUUCGAUGCAUUUACCACCUUUACUUCCACCUACCAAAAUCUUACCGCCAAGUUUUAAUGCACAAACAUGUAUUGCAAAACAAACGAUACAUUCAUCUACUCGAGAAAAUUCUAUCGAGCAAUCGCAACGCUCCAAUAGCAACAGUAAGACGAUGCCUUUAACAGUAAUGAAUCGAAUGAACAGUAUCAAUAAAUUGCAAACUCUUUCACCAAAAUCAUACCGGGAAAUACGAAUAGAAUCACCGCAAUAUUGUCCAGGUUCAUUGCUUUGUGAAAAAUCAGUGGAGAAACAAGGUGAAAUGAACAUUACUAAUGAUGAAGAGAAGAGCAAAACUGUGAAUGAAAGGAACGAAAGUGAACGAAUGUCAGGAAAUCAAAAUUUGUCUGCAGAAGGAAAUGAUCAGAGUAAUCAAUCCUCCAAAAACACUGAUUUAGAAAUGUUAAUGACGGAAAAGGUUUUGCUAGAAAAGAACUCUGGGACUGAACUUGAAGCCAAUAGAAGACAACUGAUGAACUGUACAGAAACAGAUGAACAGAAAAUUCAGCACAUUUGUCCUUCAUUCAGCAACAGAUUUGAGCAUAAUAAAAAUUUUGAUGCAGAAGAAGUAUCUGAAGUUCAAAAAGCUGCAACUAAAAUUCAAGCAGUUUAUCGAGGGUACUCUGUGCGUAAAAAGUUCAAAGAUGAGCAUAAAAGUCAUACGGAGCUUCCCAAAUACAGUCAGCAAGACGAUCAAUUUAAGUUACAAACUGAAGCAGCAAUUAUCAUCCAGGCAUCCUGGCGGGGCCAUCAUAGCAGGAAAUUGUUGAAGCAACAAAAAUUGGCUCAAGCAAUGGAACGACAAGUAACCACUACAGAAUCUGAUUUUGGAGCUGUGAAGUUACUGGAAUCGCAAACAUCUAAUUGCGGAAGCAAUGGCUGCCCAGUCGCAAGUGAUCCCUCUUCUAAUUUUGAUGAAAACGACAUGAGCAGUACAGACGAUUCAGAAAACAUUACCUAUACAGUUUCGGUAAUCACUGGAAACCGUUGGGCAGCUGAUACAGAUUUAGAUUUGUUUAUUAUUUUGUAUGGCGAGUUAAAUAAAAGCGAUAAGCAAUUUUUGCGACAAGACACAAAUGAGCCAAAGUUUCGACAAAAUCGAAUGGAUUCAUUUCAUAUUAAAUCAGCGAAACUUGGCUUGCUUCAAAAAAUAAUUAUCGGCCAUGAUCAUAUUGGUUACGGUGCAGGAGUAUAUAUCGAACGCAUUUUGGUGACUGAAAAUAUUGCAGAUGGACGACAAUAUCUUUUUCAAUGCACAAAAUGGCUUGAUAGUGGUCAAGUGGAUGGGAAAAUCGAACGGAUUUUAAAAACGACAGCUUUUUGUUACUUGACUCCGAUUCUGUAUGAUGACAUAAAAGCCACAAGUGGUCGAUGGGAACUCAUUUUACAUUCAGGAAAACCUGAUGGUAGCGGUGCAACAACGUCAAAUUUGAAUAUUGUCGGUUAUAGCAACGACAGUUGUUCAGUAACAUCCAAAAUUUAUGAUAAUCGUAUGGCAAAAGUCCCAUCAGCAUCUCUUGUCCAAGUGGAUUUUGGUGAUAUUGGGAAUUUGCUAAAAAUACGCAUUGAAAUUGAUGGAUAUGGUGACAUGCCAGAUUACUACUUGGAUUAUGUUGAACUCAGAGACUUGGAUACGGAAGAACAUAUGGUAUCAUAUGUAAGAAAAUGGAUGAAAAUUGGCUCUGAUGACAAGAAUGCCCAACCCUUCCGGGAAUUUCCAGUCUUUCGAGCCGCUUUUGAACCCUUAAAUAUAUUCUCAUAUGAAGGAAAAAUUAAACUGACUUCACGAAAAAUUCCAUUUUUGGAUGGUUCGAUCGCUUACACGAAAAUAUUUGGUGAAUUGGGCGAAACUGGUCUCAUUCCUAUCAAUUUCCAAAACGCUUCCGACUCAACGUUGGAAGUACCAUUUAAAGCAGAAGCUGUUUCUGUGGGACGUAUUCGCAACAUAAGAAUUUACAUAAAAAUGAGUAAUAUAGGCGAUGAAAUAUACGAAGGCAUGCAGGUGUUACAAAGUAUUUAUCAUAAACGGCUAGGAAAAAGAAGCAUACCAGUGGCGGGCGAUUGGAUUACCGACAAAGUGACCAUACGUGAAUCGCAUCAUGCACCAUAUCGCUUUGUAUUAUCAUUUAAUCAACAAACAGAAAUGGAAGGCCUACCGACUAAAAUGAGAAAGAAAAAAGUCUCACCAAAGAAGCAGCAACAUUGGAUUUUAUCAAUGACUAUUGGCAAAGAAAGUACACUGGUUCCUAAAGUUAUGAUUUGCUCACAAAUUGACUGCGUGGAAAUGGCUAUCAUCAGUACAACACCGACUGACAUGAUUAUCAAUUUUGAGAAGACAACGAAUAUUCCAAUAAUUACCAAAGUUAGAGUCAGUGUCAGUGGCGACCGGAAACUUAAUCAUACAUCAUCAAAUUACAAGCCAGCAAGUAGUCACAAUAUGAUUGAAAUACUAAAGAUGAAACUUCACGACUCUCUGAACGGAGAUGAAGUUCGAUUUCCAGCUGUGAAUACGAUACUUACAUCUGAAUCGGUUUAUGAAUUUCCAGCUGUUUGGCCAGAUAUUCCUCCUAGUUCGAGUAAGUUCUAUUUUUCAAUUGCAGAUGUUGUUUACAUUAUUACGAUAAAAUCUGGCGAAUCAAACGGACAUUUUGACGUGCAUUUAACGUUAAUUGGAAGCAAAGGUGAAACAGGUUUUCGAAAGUUGACAAAUGGUGAUACGGAUCCAUUCCAGGCCCAGAAAGUUUGUUAAAA